Messenger RNA from Zea mays, 4120 nucleotides. RefSeq names its product putative leucine-rich repeat receptor-like protein kinase family protein. Gene Ontology annotation, molecular function: protein binding; protein kinase activity; ATP binding. Bases 518 to 4021 code for a protein of 1167 amino acids. Gene Ontology annotation, biological process: protein phosphorylation. The transcript is spliced from 2 exons. The record is from RefSeq and is marked validated. Lineage: Eukaryota; Viridiplantae; Streptophyta; Magnoliopsida; Poales; Poaceae.
GGGCAUUACAUGCAGAUAUGAUAACAACACGUGCCUAAGAAAUAGUGAACCAUCUGAGUCUAUCCUCCUAUAAUUCAGCCGACCCAUCCUCGCUUGGUUCCGUUGUACGGGGCUUCUGCGCGGGAAGGUCGGGUCACUGUUGUGAUUACUGCUCGAAUUUGUUGGGUCGUCUGGGCUUGCGUCGACCCGGCCUUGCGUUAAUCCGUCCACUGGUCGUUCCUCCCAAGCCCACGAGGGGAUGACCUUACGAAUUAUGGGGCCCUUGGACCUUCUGUGAGGUCUUUUAUCCUUUUAGUGGACCCGGGGAUAUUUGUCCCCACACACGGUUUGUAAGUUUAGGGACAAAGAUAAUAAAGACAAACAAUUUUAAGCUAUAACUAUAUUGAGAGUCAGAGUGGAGUGGAACAACCGGUCAUUGAGAACUGGAGGAGUGUGUGUGAGGAAAAAAGAGCAUGCGUGGUGCGUGCAUGGAAAGCAGGGCAGCGUUUGCACUGCAGAUGAAUCGUUGUGCUUGUGCAUGCCAUGCACCGCUGCACGCCAACAUUCUUCCCUCUGCUGCUGCUGGGGCUGGGCUGGGCCUUGGCUUUCUUUUGUAGGCAGGCAGGCAGGCACUCGAUGGAUCAUCUUUUGCCUUUUGCUUUUGCUUUUGCCUUUGCCUUUGCCUGCUUUUAUAUUUGUCGCGGGUCCUUCUCCUAUCUGCCAACGGCAGCAGCAGACACAGCUGAGAGCUGGAUCACCUCUCGAUUCCAGGAGCAGUACGUCGUCUCCUAUUCUACUCCAUCCAUCCACCGCCCUUGAAAAGAAGAGAAAGGUCAAAGGAGCACCGCUGAUCGCGAUCGUACCUCACUUCGCGCGCUCUCUCUCUCUCUCCCUCUCUCUCUACCGCCGCCAUUCACCUACCAACAAGUGCGUGUGUAGUGAGAAAGAAACCUUAUUGGCUAGCUCAGCUGAGCUCGCCGGCCGGCAGCUUCACCAUCCAAUACAGCGAGGAGCAAGCUCUGCUCUCCGAACCCGGCCACCCAUGGCUCUCGUCCUCCUCCUCCUCCUGCCCAUCUUCCUUCUCUCAUCGUCUUCCUGCCUCGUCCUCGCCAUUCCAACGCUAGCCAGCCAGGCUGCCACCCUGCUCUCCCUCAAGGACUCUUUCUCGCCUCCGCUCCCGCCGCAGCUGCGCAGCUGGACCCUCGCCAACUAUGCCUCGCUCUGCUCCUCAUGGCCCGGCGUCGCCUGCAGCAACCGCACCGUCGUCUCGCUCGACAUCUCCGGCUACAACCUCUCCGGCACGCUGCCCCCCGCUAUCGCCGACCUCGCUGGCCUCCGUUUCUUCUCCGCCGCCGCCAACUCCUUCUCCGGAGACAUUCCGCCCGCCAUCGCCGCCCUCCGCGACCUCCGCCACCUCAACCUCUCCAACAACCAGUUCAACGGCACCCUGGACGCCCUCGACUUCUCCGCGAUGCACAGCCUCCAGGUGCUCGACCUCUACGACAACGACCUCGCCGGCGCACUUCCCACCCUCCUCCCCGCGGCCGCGGGCCUCCGCCACCUCGACCUCGGCGGGAACUUCUUCUCCGGCACCAUUCCACCCAGCUUCGGCCGCUUCCCCGCCAUCCAGUUCCUCUCCCUCGCCGGCAACAGCCUCUCCGGGGACAUCCCGCCCGACCUCGCCAACCUCUCCACGCUGCGCCACCUCUUCCUCGGCUACUUCAACCGCUUCGACGGCGGCAUCCCGGCGGAGCUCGGCAGGCUCACCAGCCUCGUCCACCUCGACCUCGCCAACUGUGGCCUGCAGGGCCCCAUCCCGGCUUCGCUCGGCGACCUCACCGGGCUGGACACGCUCUACCUGCAGACGAACCAGCUGAACGGCACCAUCCCGCCGUCGCUGGGCAACCUCACCGGCCUUAGGUUCCUCGACGUCUCCAACAACGCGCUCACGGGGGAGAUCCCUCCCGAGCUCGCCGCGCUCAGGGAACUCAGGCUGCUGAACAUGUUCAUCAACCGGUUCCGCGGCGGCGUCCCGGACUUCCUGGGCGACCUCCGCUCCCUGCAGGUCCUCAAGCUGUGGCAGAACAACUUCACGGGCGCCAUCCCCGCGGCGCUCGGCCGCGCCGCGCCGCUCCGGGAGGUGGACCUGUCCACGAACCGGCUGACGGGGGAGGUGCCCCGCUGGCUGUGCGCGCGCGGGCAGCUGGAGAUCCUCAUCCUCCUCGACAACUUCCUCUUCGGGCCGGUGCCGGAGGGGCUGGGCGCCUGCCCGACGCUCACGCGGGUGAGGCUGGGCCAGAACUACCUCACGGGGCCGCUCCCGCGCGGCUUCCUCUACCUGCCGGCGCUCACCACCGUGGAGCUGCAGGGCAACUACCUGACGGGACGGCUGGAGGAGGACGGCAGCGGCGGCGGCGGCAGCAGCAGCAGCAGGCUGUCGCUGCUGAACCUGUCGAGCAACCGCUUCAACGGAUCGCUGCCGGCAUCCAUGGGCAACUUCUCGUGGCUGCAGACGCUCCUCCUCGGUGGCAACCAGCUGGGCGGGCAGAUCCCGCGGCAGGUCGGGCGCCUGAAGCGGCUGCUGAAGCUGGACCUGAGCGGCAACAAGCUGACGGGGGCGGUGCCCGGCGAGGUGGGCGAGUGCACGUCGCUGACGUACCUGGACCUGAGCGGCAACCGUCUGUCCGGCGCGAUCCCCGUGCGGCUGGUGCAGAUCAAGGUGCUCAACUACCUGAACGUGUCGUGGAACAUGCUGAGCGGCAGCAUCCCGCGGGAGCUGGGCGGCAUGAAGAGCCUGACCGCCGCCGACUUCUCGCACAACGAGCUGUCCGGGCGCGUGCCGGAGAGCGGGCAGUUCGCCUACUUGAACGGGUCGUCGUUCGUGGGCAACCCGGGGCUGGUGGUGGUGAAUCCGAAGCAGCAGGUGAUGGGAGGAGGGCCGGGGAUCCUCGGCGGCGCGGGGACGCAGGAUGAACGUGGCUCUUCUUCGUCGUCGGCGGUGAUGGGGCGCCUGAAGCUGCUGCUUGCGGCGGUGGGCCUCCUUGGGUUCUCCGUGGCGUUCGCGGCGGCUGCCGUGGCGACGACGCGUUCCGCCGCCAUGCUCCGGCGCCGGCGUCGGUCUUCGUCGUGGCGGUGGCGCAUGACGGCGUUCCAGCAGGUGUCUUUCGGGUGCGAGGACGUGGUGCGGUGCGUGAAGGAGAACUGCGUGGUGGGGCGCGGCGGGGCCGGGGUGGUGUACCGCGGGACGAUGCCCGGCGGGGAGUGCGUGGCGGUGAAGCGGAUCGUGUCGGCGGAGGGCGGCGGGUUCCAGGCGGAGGUGGAGACGCUGGGUGGGAUCCGGCACCGGCACAUCGUGCGGCUGCUGGCCUUCUGCUCGGGGCCCGAGGCGAAGCUGCUGGUGUACGAGUACAUGGUGAACGGCAGCCUCGGGGAGGCGCUGCACCGCGCUGGCGCUGAUGAUGGCGGCGGCGGUGUGGUGCUGUCGUGGGCGUCGCGUCUCCGCGUGGCGACGGAGGCUGCCAAGGGGCUGUGCUACCUGCACCACGACUGCUCGCCGCCGAUCCUGCACCGGGACGUCAAGUCCAACAACAUCCUGCUGGACGCGCGCAUGGAGGCCCACGUGGCGGACUUCGGGCUGGCCAAGUUCCUGGGCGGCAGCGGCGCCUCCGAGUGCAUGUCCGCCGUCGCAGGAUCAUACGGCUACAUCGCACCAGAGUACGCGUACACGCUCAAGGUGGACGAGAAGAGUGACGUGUACAGCUUCGGCGUGGUCCUGCUGGAGCUCAUCACGGGGCUGAAGCCGGUGGGGGAGCACCUCGGCGACGACGCGGUGGACCUGGUGCAGUGGGCGCGCGCCCGGAGCUCUGCAGGGGGCGGCGUCCUGGCGCUGCUGGACCCUCGCCUCGGCGGCGACGUCCCGGUGGCGGAGGCGGCGCAUGUGCUGUUCGUGUCGAUGCUAUGCGUGCAGGAGCACAGCGUGGAGCGCCCCACCAUGCGCGAGGUCGUCCAGAUGCUGCAGCAGGCACGGCACCAGCCUAGCUAGGACGACGACUGGAGAAACGAUGUGAAAAUGUGAUAGAUAGACAGAGGUGGUGUUGUGUACGUUGUCAUUGCAUUCGGUAACUAUAUAUAUUUUUAGCAG